CACACACACACACACACACACACAGUCUGCAGUCCACUACCAGCCCAUGUUCCCAGACGGGUCGGAUGAGAGCUGAGGGGUGCAGCUGUAGUCCUGCUUUCAUCAGCAGCUCAGUCCUGUGUUAACACAACAAACACACACACACACAACAAACACACACAUCUACUCACACGAACAGCAGCAGGACAGACCCAGGCUCCAUGGCGGCCCCUCCUCGCUUCCCCGGCGGGAAGAGUGUGGACGUGUCCCCGGCUAACUGGAGCGGCCCGGCGGCCCUGGGCAGACCGGUGUGUGUCAACGGGACCCCGUGGAUCCUCUACCUGCUGGAGGAGUGUGUGGACAAUGUGUGGGAGUACUGCAGCGUGGUGAUAGGACUCGUAUCCAUGUUCUGCUUCCUGCUGUCCACUCUACCGCAGGUCUACGAGGCCUAUCGUAAUGGUAAAGUGGAGGAGGCCAUGUCUUUUGGCUUCCUCUUCUUCCUCUUGAGUGGAGACGUGACCAGUUUUGCCGGCUGUUACCUCACCAGCCAGCUGCCUAUUCAGACUGUUACAGUGGUGUUCUACAUCUUCACAGACGUGAUCCUCAUCUCCCAGUUCCUGUACUAUAAGAUUAAGAACAGCUCCAGCAGAAAGAGCCCGGGGCUGAAGUGGCUGUGCUCAUCGUGGUGUGUUGCUGCUACAUUAGUCCUCCUGGCUUUACCCAAGCUCAUCGUUGACAAUAGUGCUAAUUUAGACCCCCAGAGUCCAGCUGCCUCUAAAUCGGUAGAAAUCACUGGCUACAUAUGUGGAUACCUGGCGUCGGUCUUCUACCUCUGCUCCCGUUUACCCCAGCUCUAUAAAAACUUCCGGCGGCAGUCCACGGAGGGGACCUCUUACAUGUUGUUCGCCCUGGCCAUGAUGGGCAAUGGGACGUACGGGUUGAGCGUCAUCGUGGUGCUACCUGCGCUGAAGGGCUCCAAACAGACGUUCAUCAUUAAACAUCUGGCCUGGCUCAUUGGCAGCCUGGGAGUCCUCCUACUGGACUUCUUUGUAACUGCCCAGUUCAUCAUGUACAGGAAAAACCACCCUGCUAAAAGCAAAAUGCUGCUCAGCGUUCCAGAGGUGGAGCCUCUUCUGUGUGAGGAGGAGGAGCUGUCGGUGUUAUAAGAAACAGCACGGACACUGACUUAGUCAAGAAGAGACUGGGAGCAAACGCACCCACAUGAGGAAGCUUCGAGUCAGAUGUCUUUAAACAGAUGCAAGCUUUAUGGAGAACAAAGUGCCUGUUCACGUUCGACAAGGUAUAUGCAACUGUAGCAGAUUUGACAAGGUUUUUUUUGUGUGCUCCCGGUUUUCUUUUCUGCAUGGUUAGCUGUGGCUGACGGGAAGUUGUCAUAAUCAUAAUAUUAGCUCAAUAGACUUAUGUUUUUAGUGCAUUAGAAUUAGACUGGAUAUAGAUGUGUACAGGUUUCAAAGGGAUCAUCUCUGCUUUCCUUAAGAAAGACUUGGUGCCUUUUAUAAGCUGAUUACAGUCUUAUAAUAUAAAUGCACUGUAUAUGUAUUUUUGUGCGUGUGUAGCCAGUAGCAUUAACAGUUUUAAGUUUCCUCUUAAGACAUUACUAUUCAACAAUGACCGAUCUAGAAAUAACUUCAAUAAAGAGUUAUACUUGACAAAUAGAUGAUGACAUUAAAGGCGAGAAAAAACUAACGAUAACUAAUAGAUGUUCUGUUAAUGAGCAGUUCAAGUAGAGAUAAUAUGGAUUAAAAUAAUGUCUGUUCAAUGUUGUGCUAAAUUGUGUGACACAGUGUGUGGGAAGCGGUGUCACAGUUUGAGCAACUAUUGAACGAACUUACUGUACCUGAGAUCUGCAGAUUCCUCUACCUCAUUAUUCUAUGGACAUGUUUAUUACUCCCAGCGUUUCAUUGUGAGCUGGCCUGAAAGCUGGCCACUAUGCUUAGGAACAUGUAUUUAGCCUUAAAUUAGAAAAUUCUAAUUUAUUCAACAACAUCAACACUGCUGUUUCAUUUUUGAAAUAUACGUUCCUUAGUGUCACCAAAUAAACCUGAGCAACAUGAUUGACCUUAUUUCUAGUCUCAGACGGAGAUGCAAUAAUGUGAAUUGAUGUUA
Molecule: messenger RNA, 2106 nt
Organism: Limanda limanda (common dab)
Lineage: Eukaryota; Metazoa; Chordata; Actinopteri; Pleuronectiformes; Pleuronectidae
Product: lysosomal amino acid transporter 1 homolog
Exons: 9
Coding region: 201-1145 (314 amino acids)
Source: RefSeq, a predicted model, not a curated record